GGGGCCCUGAAAAACCCGACAGCGUGGGGAUGGCAGAUCCCAUGCUGUCAAUGACCGUGGAAGGAACACCAUUGACCUUCCUGGUGGACACUGGAGCAACUUACUCAACACUGAGAACCACACCAAACAGUGCAACACUCUCCAGCCACACUGUGACAGUGGUUGGUUUUUCCGGGGUUCCGAUGACUCUGCCACUAACUGAUCCAGCCCUGACAAAGCUGGGAAAACAAACUUUGAAACACCAAUAUGUGGUGUCACCACAAGUGCCUGUAAAUCUCAUGGGCAGGGACCUGCUCGUGAAGCUGGGAGCCACUAUCAUGUGUUCUGCAGAUGGGCUUACUGUCAGUCUUCCAGGAGGAAAAGACUUCCCGUGCCUGGGGACAUUUUCAAAGAACCAAUAUCUGCUCCAAGACUCUGAACAAGCUACAGCCGACAUAUACUGGGGAAGGCUAGUAGAAGACGGCAUUCUCAGACAAUAUCAGCUGUGGAAACCCUGGAUAAUGAGCCUGGCCGUCUACACCCCGCCGCGUGAUCCAUACCACGUCACUCUUUUUUAUGAUAGGGACGACGAUGACACGUACCGAGAAAGCUUUCAAUCUGACCUUGAUGGUCAAAUUUGGAACGUGCGUAGCCACAACAUCUAUGUUGGCCCGGAAGGAGUAGCAGCGGCUGUGAAAUUGACGGAGGAACAACUGCCUUGGUACGAGAUGGGAUCAGAUUCAGCUCCUCAUGUCACAUUGGCGGUCCACGUAGGUCAUCAGGCUAGAGAAAUGGGACCGAUGGUCAAGCGGGCGCUGGAUAACGCUUGGUGGCAAAGUACUCAGAUUCCAAAUGUAUGGUAUGCGCCAAAAUGCAAAACGUACCGAAUCACCUGUCUGUCUAAUGAUGCAGUGGUUCUGGAACAUCAGGAAAUCUCAAGAACACACGGCAGGGAAAGAACUGACCAUCCUGAUGCAGUCGCCGCGCUUUCACAACUGCCUGACACUCUGUGGUCUACGGGGCCCACUGACGUCGGCCUCGCUGCCUGUUCACCUGUCCUGUUUCAGCUGAAGUCUGAGGCGCCAAUUAAUAGACCACAAUACAGACACAAACCAGAGGCUGAGGAAGGAAUUGCAGAAACCAUUGAAGGGCUGCUGGAAGUAGGUGUGCUUGAGCCUUCACAGUCGUUUUGGAACACACCUAUUUUGCCAGUGGAAAAACACGGGACAGGAAAGUACAGGAUGGCACAUGACCUCAGGGCAAUUAAUGCCAUACUGCGCACUGACACUGUGCCUGUGCCAAACCCAUACACGGCGUUAACCGCCAUUUCAUGGGACCAAAAGUGGUUUACAUGUAUUGAUCUUGCUAAUGCUUUCUUUUGUCUCCCUCUACAUGAGUCACUUAGGGACAUUUUUUCAUUCACAUACAGAGGCCAGAAAUACAGAUACACACGCCUGCCACAAGGCUUCGCCUUGUCCCCAGGUAUCUUCAAUCAGGUGCUGAAAGAUGCAUUGUCACCAUGCCACCUGCCUGAAGGUUGUACACUAAUACAGUAUGUAGAUGAUCUUCUCAUUGCAGCCCCGUCAGCAUCGGCCUGCACAGCAGCAUCGCUCGUGGUCCUGAACCGAUUGGCAGAAUGUGGGUUCAAAGUGAGCAAAGAAAAACUGCAGUUGGUCCGACCGGAAGUAACAUUUCUGGGCCGAGUCAUCGCACACAGGUCAGUGGGUUUGAUGAACACACACAGAGACCAAAUUCUGACACACCCACAACCAAGAACUGUGAAAGAGCUCCUUUCCUUCCUGGGUUUGACAGGGUACAGCAGACAGUUCAUUCCUAACUAUGCAGGCAAAACGGCCCCUUUAAGGGACCUGAUAAAGAAGGUUGGCGUUCGAAACCUUAAGGCUGAAUUGCCAUGGACGCCACCCACAGAAACAGCAUUCAUUUCACUGAAGCAGGAUCUGUCAAGAGCCACAGACCUUGCUACACCUAACUAUGACGAACCAUUUUACCUUGAUGUUUCUGAAACACAUGGGAUUGUAAAUGGGGUGUUGUUUCAGAAAAAAGGAGGAGGCAGAGAUGUGCUUAUGUAUGUCAGCAUAAGACUAAAUCCAACAGAGGCCAGGCAUCCCACAUGCACACAACACGCAGCUGGGGUAGCAAAAAUCAUCCAGAAAACAGCACAUGUAGUGAGAGAACAUCCACUUAAAGUGCUCACCACACACAGUGUAGUAGCGUACGUGAACUCACAAGCCUUUACCAUGACACCACUGACACAGCAGAGGUUGAGCAAAGUCCUAGACGCUCCAAACUUGACAUUCACACAUGAGGGAAUUAACAUGGCAGACUUGAUGGGGUCAGGGGAACCACACGACUGUGCCAAAAAAGCUGAAGCUGAAGAGAAAGUGAGAGAAGACCUGAAAGCGGAGCCCAUUCCCGGAGCCGAGGACUGGUUCACAGACGGCUGCUGUCACCGGGAUGAAGAAGGACUGAAAGCAGGCUACGCUGUGGUCUGCAGAAGAGGAAACCAGUAUGAGGUGAAAGAAGCUGGAAGAAUUGAGGGUCAACAGUCAGCACAGAGAGCUGAAGUAAUAGCCCUGACUCGAGCCCUCAGACUGUCUAAGGACAUGAAGGUGAACAUUUACACUGAUUCAGCUUAUGCUUUUGGGGCAGCUCACGUGGAACUUGCCCAAUGGAAAAGAGCAGGUUUCAGAACGGCAACCAAUGCCCCAAUAAGCCAUAAGAAGGAAAUGGAGGAACUGGAAGAAGCUCUGAAUGACCCAGACGAGGUGAGUAUCAUAAAAUGCAAAGCACACUCUCAAGAAAAAACAAUGGUGGCCAAAGGGAACCAGAAAGCAGAUGAAGCUGCAAAAGAAGCUGCCGGCUACAAAGGACGAAGGCAGAUGGUGGCAGUUAUCGCUGAAGAAGAGACAAACACGGACGUGUGGGAAGAAACCAGAAAAGCCCAGGAAGAGGCCACCCCAGAGGAAAAGGAGGUGUGGCAGGCCCGAGGAGCCCGGAAAGAAGGAGGUCUAUGGAGAGGACCCCACGGGCGACCGGUUCUGACAGCUAAACUGGCUGAAAGGAAGGUAAGGGAAGCGCAUGGGCUUGGUCAUGUAGGAGUGACACAGAUGGAGAGAAACUUGUGUCACUGGUGGCACCCUCACUUGAGAGACAUGAUAAAAGAAAAAGCCAGAACGUGUCUGAUUUGUGGGGCACACAAUCCAAAACCAGCGGUGAAGCCAGAACCAGGUAAGUUUCUCAUGCCAGAGAGACCGGGAGAAGAGAUUGUGAUUGAUUUCACCGACAUGGUAGAUCCAGGUCCGGGAGGGACCAGGUAUUUGUUGGUAUGUGUGGAUGCUCUGACCGGCUGGCCAGAGGCAUGGGCGACAAAGAGAGAGGAUGCAAAAAGUGUGAUUAAAUGUCUGAUUAACCACUACAUUCCAAGGCAUGGGUUCCCUAAGAGAAUUAGAUCAGAUAACGGCACCCAUUUUAGAAAUCAGGAUUUAGCAGAGGUGGAGAGAAUGUUGGGGGUUCAGCAUAAGUUUGGGACAGUGUAUCAUCCACAGUCCCAGGGGAAAGUAGAAAGAAUGAAUCUAAAUUUGAAGAACAAAUUAGCUAAGAUCUGCGCGCAGACAGGGUUGAACUGGGUUGCGGCCCUGCCAAUUGCUUUGAUGACUAUAAGAUGCUCUGUUAACCAAUCAACAGGUUUCACACCCUACGAGCUGCUGACAGGAAGGCAGUUUCCGGCGCCCUGGACAGUGGUCCCGGAGGAGCAGCCCAGAAAAAGUAACAGGUCCCAUGCUGAAUAUUUUAAUGAGUUGAAAGCUCUUGUGUCCAGUUUCACAACACAGGUUACCUCUGGAGGACCCACAGCAGAAAAGGAGGUCCCAGAUGCAAAAGCAGUGUGGCUGAAAGUCAUCAAGAGGAAGUGGAAGGAACCGCGCUGGACCGGUCCGUACGAGGUGACGGCCAGGACGAGCACAGCGGUUCGGCUUAAAGGGAAAGGCGACACCUGGUUCCAUUGGACGCAGUGCGCUGCAGCAGACGAGAGUUUGGUGGAGAAGAACUCAGCUUCACCAGACACGGGUGGUAAAAAUCAGAGGCAGAAUAAAUCCUCUCACCUGUGCAACGGGCCGACCAGUAGUCCACCUGGAAGGCCGAAGCAAGAAGAACAGCCCAGGAGGAGAUCGCCACGUCAACACAAAGGAGUGGUAACAAAUUAAGGAGAAAGAAAGGCGCACUAGUUUAUGCUAAAAGUACAAAUUUCACACAAUACAAUGCACCCACACGAAUCAGAGACACGUAAUGGGACACGUGAAGAGAAGAAAUUGGUAAAAAUGCUUCUCACAACCACAUGUUUGUUAGGUCAGAUAGUGUUAGUUCUGGCCGUGUGUUUUCUUGUGUAUUUUUUGCAGACCGCCCUGGGGAACCUGUCCGAGCACGGCGGCCAGUCCAGCCCACCACCAACUGAGAAACUGGAUACGGAGAUGUGGCCAUUGAAAAGACCAAAGCGUGAGGUCUCGGGUAAGAGGGAUGGGUGUCUCAGCGCAUUUAAUGGCAUAGAACUGGACUACGUUAAAGGGUCCACAAGCUCAUACACGUUUGAUUUGUGUGGAGUGAUUAAUUGUAACGGAGCAAACAGCAGCUGGAGGGGAUAUGAUGUGUGGGUUUGUAGUCAUCCUGAUAUUUGUACCCGGGGAGGGAACCCUCACUCCACCCGGGGAAUCCGCCCUGUUCUGGCGUCAUACACGGCAGGGCAGUGGUGCAUUCCUGGGUGGGGCAAUGUGGUAGCUUGGACAGGAGUAGGGUGGCAGCCACAUGUCCCUGAAGGAUUGAAAGGAAUAGCAAUUCAGAGGGAUUUCUCUGCUUCCCAGAACCCUAUCACUCUUUCUCUGGGACCUUGGAACGCUCUGCCCAGGUCAGGUAGUCCGGGAGGCGUGUUCUACCUGGUGAUAGGGGCAGAUGUGUCAGGGACAGACCCGACAGGGGUGAUCAGAGUGAAUCUAGUCAACCCAAAGCCCAAACCGGUCAUAAAAACUCCUGUCACAAAUACUACAGGGAAUUGGGGAAACGAGUCGUUAACUGUAGCACGUGAAGAGCAAAAGAGAAGAGUCCUGAUGGUGGAUUACACUAGGCUGAAGCCACAGGAUUUGAUUGAACGCGCCACUGGUUUCAGUGACAGUAACCUAUGGCUGGACUGGGUGGCUCAAAAUGCUAAAGAACAACAGGUAUCUAACUGUGUUGCUUGUGCUUCAGCUAGGCCGCGGUUGUUUACAGAACCCGCACCACUGUACCCAGAGGACAAGUGGGGCUAUGACUGCAUGCUGCGACUGACAAGGGAGGCGGUGAGCACUGGCAACUGUACAAUCUUGUCCAGUCUUUUUCCACCUAUAGACAAGCAGACACAGGUAGGACCAUUCAUAAGUAAAAAAGAUAACUACACGUGCUUUAAUUUUUCUACAAAUAGGAUGAGAUACAAUCUGGGAGAGAUCGAUCCUAGUUGGUGCUCCGUGACACUCACAGGGAGGACCACUAACAAUAGGACUGACCCCAGCACCUUAAUUGGAAAUUGGGCCAGAAGUGGGUUAUAUUAUUAUUGUGGGCAGAAAACUCUGUUGGUUCGUGUUCCAAUGGGAAGUGUCGGGACAUGCGCUAUGGUGAGAUUGGGAGCUCCACUGAUUCUAAUAGGAAACAAAGUAAAAGCCAUACCACAAAGAAAUACACGCACAUUGGCAGCUAGACGCAAGAGACACAUUCUGAGGAAGAGAGGGACCCAGGGGACUCAUGCAUACGACCCCAGAAUGGACUCACCCACCUGGAUUGACUCAAUAGGAGUGCCCAGGGGAGUCCCAAAUGAGUAUAAGUUAGUGGAUCAAAUAGCCGCUGGUUUUGAAAACUUGCCAAUAAUCUCUGCUCUUUUCCCAGUGACCCCAAACAAGAAUGUGGAUAGAAUAAACUAUGUUCAUUAUAAUGUGCUGAGACUCUCAAACCUAACCAGGGACGCCAUGGAGGGAUUAGUGGAGCAAUUGGGCCCGACCUCACUGAUGGGGGUCCAAAAUCGUAUGGCCCUGGACAUGUUGUUGGCAGAAAGAGGAGGGGUCUGUGCCAUGUUCGGCGAUCAGUGCUGCACCUUCAUCCCCAACAACACUGCCCCAGAUGGCUCAGUAACCCGAGCACUGGAGGGCCUUAGAACCCUGUCCAGGACCAUGCAUGAAGACUCAGGGAUUGAGAAUCCCCUUGAGGGCUGGAUGACAUCCGUGUUCGGGCAGUGGAAGGGGUUUGUGAUUUCUGCAAUGCUUUCUAUUGCUGUCUUUCUAGGGAUUUUGGUCACCUGUGGGUGCUGCCUCAUUCCUUGUGUGAGAAGAUUGUUGGAAAAGGUAAUCGCGAGGGCAGUGGACCCUGGGGAAGUGACCCCGGUGUCCAUGAUGCCAUUGAUAGAAGCAGUUGAGGAGACCGAGGAGUGAUACAGCACCCGGUAUGGUGACCUCUUGUGGUCAAGAGGUCAAAAGGAGGAAUUGUGGAAUUAAAAGAAACUGCUUUACUGCUACAAUAUAUAUCUCAUAGCAUUAGCAUUGCAUUAAUAACAUCACAUAUAGCUUUAAGAUAGUAGGGAGACAUUUAACACACUGACACCAUAUUAACCUUUAUUACAGGUGCAGUUAUAACCAUUUUUAUGUUGUUAUAUCCUUAUACACAAUGCAUAUUUGUGCUUGUUUCGAGUUGAUGUUCCAUCCAAAAGGUUUUAAGCUUCACUGGUGAGAGUGUCCAGGUGAUACAUGUUGGAGGGAGAUGAGAACAUAGUAGGUUAAUUGCAUACAUGCUUACAACACACAUAUAUAUCACAUAUAAUCUAGACACAGAUCUGAGUAGAGGCCUGAAUGUAUUUAGCAAACCUGUAGCACUAGACUCUGCUUAACAACAGGUGACAAGAAGAAGAAGACCAGCCCAUGGCGACCCAGAGGCCAAAGACCAUCGCCUUAUUUGCCAGGAAGAGGAACUUCUGUGUUUGCAUGUAUUUCUUAGAAUAGAUUAUUGUCCGUACAAGUUGCAAAUAAUGUUCUUAGGAAGCAAAAUAUGUGCUUGUAAACGCAUGAGGGGGCGUCAUAAUACCCUGACAGUAUAAAAGCAUUUUGAAAUGUAUUUUGGGUGAAGAUCCUUGCUGAUGUGUGCAGUAAUCAUCUUCCCACGCGUGUGCAAAUAAAUCAUUGUUUUUGACCAUC
Messenger RNA from Oreochromis niloticus (Nile tilapia), 7199 nucleotides. RefSeq lists its product as uncharacterized. The record is from RefSeq and is a predicted model, not a curated record. Gene Ontology annotation, biological process: proteolysis; DNA integration. The coding region runs from base 30 to 4202 and encodes 1390 amino acids. NCBI's taxonomy places the organism in Eukaryota, Metazoa, Chordata, Actinopteri, Cichliformes, Cichlidae. The transcript has a single exon. Gene Ontology annotation, molecular function: RNA-DNA hybrid ribonuclease activity; nucleic acid binding; aspartic-type endopeptidase activity.